CGGGGCCGGGGGGCGGGGGCCCCUCCGGCGGCGCAGGGUCCACCGGGUCUCCGCAGCUUCGCCGACUACUUCGGGCGGCUGAGCCGAGCCCGGCGGGAGCUGCCGGCCGCCCCGCCGAGCCCCCCCCGGCCGCCGGCCGAGGACAUCUCACCCCGCGAUGUCUUCAUCGCCGUCAAGACCACCAAGAAGUUUCACAAGGCGCGGCUGGAGCUGCUGCUCGAUACCUGGAUCUCCCGCAACCGUGACAUGACCUUCAUCUUCACAGAUGGGGAGGAUGAGGAGCUGAAGAAGCAAGCACGAAACGUCAUCAACACCAACUGCUCGGCCGCCCACAGCCGCCAGGCCCUGUCCUGCAAGAUGGCCGUGGAGUACGACAAGUUCAUCGAGUCCGGCAGAAAGUGGUUCUGCCACGUGGACGAUGACAACUAUGUGAACGUGCGGACACUGGUGAAGCUGCUCUCCAGCUACCCCCACACGCAGGACAUCUACAUCGGGAAGCCCAGCCUGGAUCGGCCCAUCCAGGCUACGGAGAGGAUCAGCGAGAACAAGAUGCACCCUGUGCAUUUCUGGUUUGCCACGGGCGGAGCAGGGUUUUGUAUCAGCCGGGGACUGGCACUGAAGAUGAGCCCGUGGGCCAGUGGGGGCCACUUCAUGAGCACAGCAGAGAAGAUCCGCCUGCCCGAUGACUGCACCAUCGGCUACAUCAUCGAGUCUGUGCUGGGGGUGAAGCUCAUCCGGAGCAACCUCUUCCACUCGCACCUGGAGAACCUCCACCAGGUGCCCAAGACGGAGAUCCACAAACAGGUGACACUAAGUUACGGCAUGUUCGAAAACAAGCGCAACUCCAUCCACAUGAAGGGAGCCUUCUCUGUCGAGGAGGACCCAUCCAGGUUUCGCUCUGUGCACUGCCUGCUGUACCCUGACACGCCGUGGUGCCCCGCCAACGUGGUUUACUAGGAUACGCGUGUCCCCUCUAACCUCGUCCCGAACUUCCCCGGUAUCCGACGGGUGUGCGGGACCUGCAUGCGGGUGUGUCAGUCUGGUCUUGCCGCGAGGCGGACGGACGGACGUCGUUGCUGUGGUAUUGCACAGUGUGUGUGUACUGAAGGCUGCUGUGCGGCCCCUUUUCCCCUGCCCUGCCUGCCCGGCUGCCUGUGCCCGCUGCCCGCUCCGUCUGGGACGGCGAGGAGGGACGGGUCCUGAGCACUUAACCCUUGGGCACCCCCGUGGCGCUGGCGGGCCCCACGCCAUGCGUGGGGG
Messenger RNA from Nipponia nippon (crested ibis), 1260 nucleotides. It is a transcript of the gene LFNG, whose product is annotated as LFNG O-fucosylpeptide 3-beta-N-acetylglucosaminyltransferase. Gene Ontology annotation, biological process: pattern specification process. Gene Ontology annotation, cellular component: Golgi membrane. Lineage: Eukaryota; Metazoa; Chordata; Aves; Pelecaniformes; Threskiornithidae. The record is from RefSeq and is a predicted model, not a curated record. Gene Ontology annotation, molecular function: O-fucosylpeptide 3-beta-N-acetylglucosaminyltransferase activity.